Nezara viridula (southern green stink bug) is the source of this 1518-nucleotide messenger RNA. The record is from the annotation of a GenBank genome assembly. NCBI's taxonomy places the organism in Eukaryota, Metazoa, Arthropoda, Insecta, Hemiptera, Pentatomidae.
AUUUAAUAUGACUAAUUUUAUUAGGAAAUAAAAAGUAAUCAUGUAAGAACAGUAGAAACUACAUCUAUCAAUACAGCCAUGAUAAAUAAAAGAAAUAUCUACAAGCUUGCUGUUCCAAAGACCAGUAUUUUUCCGGUUCCCUGAGUAGUCGGUAGACAGCAGUCAAUUAUUUUAGUCAGCUUGUUUACUCGCCUGCGUUUACGUAAAAUCUAUCUGAAUAACUCAUUUUAAGCAGCAGUUUUGACCUCAAAAAUGCCUAGCUACAAGCUCACUUACUUUCCUGUAGCUGCACUUGGUGAACCCAUCAGGUUUUUGUUGAGUUACCUGGGGGAAGACUUUGAAGAUUACAGAUUUAACAGCGAAGAUUGGCCCACAAUCAAACCAAACAUGCCUUUUGGUAAAGUACCAGUCCUAGAGGUCGAUGGUAAAAAAGUCCAUCAGUCGACUGCCAUAUCUCGUUAUUUAGGAAAGCUAGCUAAGCUUGCUGGCAAGAAUGACUGGGAAGCACUUCAGAUUGAUGUCGCUGUUGACACACUACAUGACAUGCGCCAAGCUAUUGCUAAUUAUUGGUAUGAUGACAAUGAAGAAACCAAAGCUAAAAAGCUUGGACCACUUAAAAGUGAAAUAUUACCAUUUUAUUUGAGUAAAUUUGAUGAACUUGCUAAAGAAAAUAAUGGCUAUCUGGCUAAUGGUGAAUUAUCUUGGGGAGAUCUUUACUUUGUUGCCAUAUCUGAAUACUUGAUCAAAAUGAUUGGCUUUGACUUUUAUGAUAAGUAUGAAAACCUGAAGCAAUUAAGGGAGAAUGUUCUGUCCCUUCCAAAGAUCCAGGAAUGGAUCAAAAAGCGCCCCAAAACAGACUUUUAGAAUUGAAUUAAUGUUCCUGUAUUUUCUCUGCUCCAUUGAAGCCGACAUUCAAUAUACUUAUAUAUGUCAUGUUUUGUUUUUGCUUUUUUUUUUAUUUAACUAUUAAUAAAUUUAAUAAUUGAAAGAUAUUAUAUAAUGUAUUCUUUUCAUUCCUCAUUAUUUUAAAAUUAGUGUGGUGUAUAUUCAUUUGAUUGAAUCAUGCUAGUUGGUUUACUAAGAGUUUUAAUUGUAUCUUGGCAUUUGAAACUGCAGUGUUGCCUGCUCCAAUUACCAGGAUGUUAAGGAAAGCGUUAUAGAUGUGGACUGCUAGUUAUUUUAAAAAAUAUUUAUCUUAUAAUUAUUUAUCCACAAUCAAUUUUGAAGAUAUUCCAAUAUGUUUUUAUAUCAUUGUAUUCAGAAGAAAUUAUGUUAACAAACAAUAGCUGUUUGUCUAGUUGCUGUAACAAUGGUAGUAAUUUAACUUUUUUUUUCUAUUGAAACAGACCUAUAAUAAAUCAUGUUACAAGGAAUAACUGUUUGUUUACUUGCUGUUUACAAUGCUAGUAAUUUAGCAUAAUGUUUUUCUAUUGAAACAAACCUGGGAAUUUAUUAAUUAGUAAUUAUAGAACACAAUUCUUCAUCAUAACUCAUAAUUAUAUCGAGAUUGGUCUUGUG